AACAGCAAUCGGCAUACGACUAAGUAAAUUAAAGAGUACUGAAAGCACCGUACGUUCAAGUGAUUCAAGUACCUAUACAUACCAACUUUUGUCGUUAAAAGUUCGAAAAGUGUUGAUAGUGCAAACGAAAUGUCGCUAGUUCCGAUUCUGUUCCACGGAUUGUGUGACGAUUCUUGGGACGUCCCACCCAGGCCAUCGAGCAUACUGGAGAAAUAUUUUGGCGAGGACUUUUUCCCAGACGAACUCAUUCUGGAAAUCGACCAAAUCCCCAAUCGUCGGAUGGUGAAACGCCCACAGAUCAACACAGUUGACCGCCAAGCCCAAAACAAUCAUGCAGCUGUAAUGCGCUCCAAAGCUGGAUUUCAGGUGAGCGUAGACGUUCAGCAGUUUGCUCCGGAGGAGAUCUCAGUGCAAAUGAUUGACAAUUUCAUCACGGUGGAAGGCAAACACGAAGAGAAGCAGGACGAGCAUGGUUUUGUUUCGCGUCAUUUCAUCCGCAAGUACCGACUUCCUGAAGGGCAUGAUGCGGACAAAGUGGUUUCAUCACUUUCUUCCGAUGGUGUUCUAACGAUUAAAGCUCCGAAGCUGGCACUACCCGAAUCGAAGACGGAAAGGAGGAUUCCGAUAGAGCAGACGGGAAAACCUAUCAAGAAAACCGAGAAGAAAUAAUUUAAGUUACGUAUGGAUAUAAGACUGAUUUGUUUAUAAACGCUUUUUUCAAAAUCUCAUUUAAAAUAACGUAAGCCUCAAAA
Topomyia yanbarensis is the source of this 752-nucleotide messenger RNA. RefSeq names its product protein lethal(2)essential for life-like. The coding region runs from base 130 to 669 and encodes 179 amino acids. The record is from RefSeq and is a predicted model, not a curated record. Gene Ontology annotation, molecular function: protein folding chaperone. Lineage: Eukaryota; Metazoa; Arthropoda; Insecta; Diptera; Culicidae. The transcript has a single exon. Gene Ontology annotation, biological process: response to heat; protein refolding.